AUUUAAACUCUAUCUAUGUUUACCUUUUAUACCUACGUCCUGUGAAACCAUGGUGAGGACGAACGCUUUGAAAAUGGCUGCCCCCAUAGAGUGUAUGUUUUAAUUUGUCUUAUAUUUACACAGUGGAAGUGAUUCAAUCGAGAGAUUUGCAUCAAAUUAGCCAGGUAUCUAAAGGAAAAAGGAAUGACCAGAAAACAUGUCUAGUUUGGUACCAGGAAGUUUAUUUUACGCCACCGGAUUAAACAGAAAACAUACUCCAACACCUACCACUAUAUCAAAUGAGGAAUUAGAAAAAAGAUAUGCCAGGGAACCAUUUAAUGGUCGUCCAUGGCCAGCAGCUAGUCCAGUAUCUGGCGUGUAUGACAUAAGAAACUCUACCACAAGACUAAUACUACUAAACAACAGGAGGAAGAAGGAUAGUCAACUACGAGGACGUAGUAAUCCAAGGAAAGAAGAACACAGGUAUCCUGAGCCUGAAAGACACUCAAGAUCUUCCACACCAGUAAACAGAGAAUAUCAUACCAGCUGUUUAGAUUCCAGUUCACCUUAUUAUGAGCCAGAUGUAGAUUUAGAUAUGGAUUGGUUGAACCGAUCACAACGCCCACAAAAUAGAUUCGCAGCGGGCUCAGCUGUGAAUCCGAAACGUCAUACGUCCUGCCAAGUUCCUUCUGAACCGAGGGCAUUUGAUAUACGAUUGCAUUCACCGAGCGGACGGCCAAAUAGUAGAACAUCAUUACCCGCCAAUUUUGGGAAAAGUCCGAUGAUGGGUCAAAGACAGUUAUCACCCGGAGAGCAACGAUAUUUUACCAGUAUAUCGAGGGUGUAUAGUAACAAUCAAAUGAUUCGAUUAAAACGAAGACAAUACAUAGAUCUACUUAAUCAACAAUUGUCAAAAGGUUUAUAUACACAGAAAGAAUACGAACGAUACAGAGAUUUUAUAGCAUUAGGAAGACAACGACAGUACAUGCAAAUUCAAAGCAGAGCAGUGUCAGCUCCUGUCAGAAGAAGUACUUCUACAGGAAAUGAGACAAGCAGAAGUAUAUCUUCAGUUUCUGUUGACGAUAAAUCGUCAAUAUCAGAAAACAAUACAAAAACCAAAUCGGAAAAGGAUGAGUCGCCAUACAAGACAACACAGCAAACCAAACGCUCUCAAACCCCGGAUAAACGACCACAGAGUGUAAAAUCUAACUCUUCAAUGAAGAGCACAUCGUCAGGGCGAAAGUCCCCAGAUAGGUCAUCAAGGUCAACGAGUGCAAAAUCAACGUCAUCUUCCGUAAGGGCUGACAACAACAAACAAUCGGAGGAACAAGCAGAGUUAAUUAAAGCAGAAUUAAAAUCCGAAUCUAAUGACAUUGAUGACAAACAAAACGACAAUAUAGCAAAGCAAGAAGAAACAACGGGAAACGAUUCAGAUACAAAUAUCCCUUCUGGUAAACAGUAUUCAGCACGAGAAGGUCAUGACCGACCUAAAUCGAGGCUAGGACAUAUCCCAGGGCGAAGUGCAAAUACAGAAGACGACGACAAAUCUUUGCAAGAAAAAGACAGUAAAGAAGACGAUAAAACUGAAACUGAGAAAGUAUCUCAAAGUGACAACGUGGAAAGUACCGAAGAAUCUACGCAACAUUCGGAACAGAAACCACAGGAAGAAAACAAUCAAAAGACUAAAAAAUCCAGUGAUUCAGACAGUGAUAGUUCUAGCGAAGAAGAGAAAGAUCCAGAUAAACUUCAGUACUGAUGAAGUUGUACACACUUUUUUGCAUUUUGAUGUACGUUAAAGUACACACUUUUACUACGUUUAAGGAACGCCUGUGUUUUUCAAAAUACACAACAAUGUGAUAUAAUUAGCAAACUAGAUCUUACGGCUAGAACGAUUUAGUAUGACAAUGUGGUAACACAAAAUAUUUGUUUUUUUUUCAAAUUUAUUAAAAUAGUUCACGCCUAA
Molecule: messenger RNA, 1942 nt
Organism: Mytilus californianus (California mussel)
Lineage: Eukaryota; Metazoa; Mollusca; Bivalvia; Mytilida; Mytilidae
Product: serine/arginine repetitive matrix protein 5-like
Exons: 11
Coding region: 197-1735 (512 amino acids)
Source: RefSeq, a predicted model, not a curated record